UUAAUCGCCAAAAAAUAAACAUUACGUCACCUAACUUUACGCUAUGGAAUCAUGUUUCUACCAGGAAAAAGUCGCACCCACGUGAUGAAGAAAUUAAUGAAAUACAACAGUAAAACACAACCAUUGCCUCAAAUAUUCUUUAAAGGCAAAUAAAAAAAGAAAAGUAUUUUGUGGAAAUGGAUAAUGAAGAACAUAAAGAUAUAUUGCUAAAGAUUGCAAAUAAUCUGCUGGAAAAAGAUGUUAAAGCAAUUAAGUUUUAUUAUGCAUCAAAAAUUGGCUAUGCUCAUCUUGAAAAGAUCAAAACUUCUAUUGAAUUAAUUCAAACUUUAGAACAUCGUAUGGUUCUUGGGGUUGAUCACUAUGAUGCUUUUGUUGAAGUACUUAACAAAAUUGGAAGGAAUGACCUGGCAAAACAAUUUUCUCAAACUUUGAGUUCACCAGAAAGUUCUACCAGAACUUCUUCUAAGAAAGAUAUAUCAGAAAUAUGCACAGCACUCAAAAGUUUCUAUCUUACAAAUUAUGGGAACAUAAAUGAAGUUCAAGUACCACUAAGAUUGCCUGCUAAUGUUGAUUUAAUGCAUAAAUUUGUUGAUCUAUGUAUUGUUGAUGCAGGUAAUACUCAAGUAGAUGCUGUUUUUAGUGUUGAGCGAGAGGAGUUUCUAAAAAAGCAAUUGCGUUAUACACCAAUUCCAUAUAAUGAAAUUUUUAUGAAAGAAAAAUCUGUAACUCUAAUAUCUGGAAUAGCUGGUAUUGGGAAAACAUGGUUGCUUAGAAAAUGUUUGCUUGAUUGGUCAAAUGGUCUAAUUUGGAAAAAUGUUAAACUUGUGUUUUAUUUGGAAUGCAGAAGGCUUAAUCGAUAUCAAAAUAUUGGUAGUAUUAACGAAUUAAUAAAUUUUUUCUACAGAGAUAUUGUAAAUGAUUUUGAUAUUAGUAUUUAUUCUGCGCUGUUUAUAAUUGAUGGAUUAGAUGAGUUUAAAUAUUUAAAUGAAUUAAUAAAUUGCAGUUCGACUAGUAACUAUCCAAUUGUUAAUGUUUUAACAGAAAUUCGAAAUAAUAAAUAUGUAGUUGCUGGUAGAGUUUAUGCAAUUGAUCAGUAUCAAAGUAUAUCUACUGAGGAUUGUGAUAAGAUAAACAUUCAAAUUAUGGGAUUUAAUGAAGAUGGAAUAAAUAAUUAUAUAGAAAAUAAUGUUUUAGAGGAAAAAAAAGAUGUUGUGAAAGCAACUUUGAAGGAAUCUGCAGUUGCAAAAUCAAUGUCAUCUGUUCCAUUUUUUUUAUCUUUCAUGUGUAAGAUUAUUAGUUGUUCAAAUAAUUUAUACAGAAAUUCUUUUUUAACAAUGACAGACCUGUAUGCAAAUAUUUUUUUACACUUUUUGCAAAAACACAUUAUCAAAAACAAUGAAUCAAUUUCUCAAUUUAUGGAAAACAAUUCCAAUAAAAAAUAUGUUCUAAACAUUUGUAAAAUUGCGUACCAAUUGUUUGUUGAAAAUAAAGUAAUUUUUUUCAAAGAAGAAAUUCAAACUUUUGUCAAUGAGUUUGAUAAAAAUGAAGAAACUUUUUUUGGAUUUAUUGAGAGGAUUGAAACAAGUCUAGGUGAAUAUAUUUAUCAAUUUGCACAUUUGACAAUAAUGGAGUUUUGUGCAUCUAUAUAUGCAUAUAAUUGUUUAAGUAGUGAAGAGAUUAUGACCAAUGAAAAGCUGAAGAGUUGCUUAUCAAUGGUUUGUGGUUUAACCAAUAAAAAUCAAAAUAGUUCAUUAAAGUUUCUUGUUAACCUGAAUCCUUUAAAAAAUACUUGCAAAGAUUCUUUAUUUUUGUUUUCUAUUAUUGAUCGUCUACUCAAAUUAUCCCGUCAAAGUGAUAACGAUUAUCAAUUUGAAACUUAUUAUGAUAAAAUAUUUCGUCAACUUAAAUUUAAAACUUAUGUUUAUCAACUUAAAACUUUAGAUCGUCUACUUAAAUUAUCUCUUCCAAGUCGUGAAACUUUUUUUGUUAAUUUAUUCAUUGAAUGUUUUUAUGAAAGUCAGUCAUCAUUUACUGAUAAAAUAAAAAUAAUCGUUGAUAAACGAGAGUGGGAGAUUGUGAUUAACAAUAGAAAAACUUCUUACGAAACUUCUUGUGAAAAUUAUUUCGUAAAUCAUUACAUUAAAUCUGGAAGAAAGUUAUCGAUGUUACUUGUUGAUAAAAAUAUUUUAAGUGAUGAAGAAAAAAAUCUUAUAAUUCAAUGUUUAAGCAAUGUUCGCGAUGUCAACUUUCGUUGUCCAAUCAAAUUUGAAGGAUGGAAACCAAAAGAUAAGAUUGAAGGGUUGUUGAUAUCCAUCUCACGUUAUUUGAUAACGAAAAAAGAUUUUGAAGAAAAUUUUCUUUCGUGGAUAAAUCUUUGUGAAAGAUUACAUCUUUACCUUCACAGAGACAUUGAUUUCAUUGAAGAGAUUUAUGAAUGGAUUCAUUGUUUGAAUCUCAAGUCUUUGUCGAUCAAGUACCGUGGAAAAUAUUUUAAUAACCUCGAUGAAUUAAAAAACUUCAAUACACAGAAAAAGGUUUAAUAUUUUAAAUAAAGUAUAAACAAUAAUAGAAAAUUAA
Hydra vulgaris (swiftwater hydra) is the source of this 2577-nucleotide messenger RNA. Its product is annotated as NACHT, LRR and PYD domains-containing protein 14. Gene Ontology annotation, biological process: regulation of apoptotic process. Gene Ontology annotation, cellular component: cytoplasm. Lineage: Eukaryota; Metazoa; Cnidaria; Hydrozoa; Anthoathecata; Hydridae. The record is from RefSeq and is a predicted model, not a curated record. Gene Ontology annotation, molecular function: protein binding.